This is a messenger RNA of Actinia tenebrosa (Australian red waratah sea anemone), 2075 nucleotides long. RefSeq lists its product as uncharacterized. The record is from RefSeq and is a predicted model, not a curated record. Lineage: Eukaryota; Metazoa; Cnidaria; Anthozoa; Actiniaria; Actiniidae.
CAAUUUUUGGCCGAACCAAAAUUUGCUCAUGCUUUUUGUCUCUCAGUGUUAAUCCGAUUUCCACGGUAAGGGAGUUUUCAGUGUAAUUUGGUAAUUCGUCGCACUUGUUUUGUCGGGUCAUUGUUCGUGGGAGAGUUAGCGAAACCUGUAGGAGUGCCCGAGCAAUUGGAUAGAGAGAUUUUCAAACCACCUGCCUCUGAUCUGAUACUAGAGGAAGAUUCGACAAAAUCUUGAUUUGUCGGUCUCUUGUUAUCUAGUAUUUGGAUUUGUGGCUGAUAGGCAUCGAGAGCGAAAGGAUAUUGACCUCAAAUGCGAUAAAAGCUGGUGUUAUUGAUUUCCAACGUUUUAACUUCCUUGUUUAUCGGCUAAUUUCUCCAAGGCCUUGGAGAUUGUAGGAUAAUGCAUAGAGGAAAAUGUCAAGKAAGAAUCAAACAAMCAAACUUGUCGUAAACUACMCAAAUUCUACCGCCAAGAUAGCUUUGAAUYCGAAUUUCCAAAGCCUUGCUUCCAAGCCAAGACCUCCGACGUACGAACCGGAAUUUGAACGGAAUUUAAACAACGACGAUAGUAGCUGCUGGAACGUAAAAAAUCCAUGGUUGUUGAGGAUAGUCGCAGUUUUUUCACUGGCCGCAACUAUUGUGAUUUUCGCRGCUCUACACACUAAACUCCAAUCUUCAUUCAAUGAACUAUCAAUUGAAGUUCGACAACUAAAAUUUAUGGUCGCUAACUUUCCAGAACACAUCAAAAAAAGUCUCCUUCUUUCGCUCAACAAAACGGACGACAGUGGAGGACAGCCAUGUAUGCAUUUCAAUAUAACACCAGGAAUAGAGAAUAAUAAGGGAAUAAAAGAACCGAAACAAGAGGCUUCGGGACGAGACAACCGAACGGCGUGCAGCAGCAGCAACGGUGAACAAGCUGAACAAAAAAAGGAACAAACAACAACUAACAUAAAAAUGAGCCGUAGAACUACAGUGUACACGCGGUGGGGAACAACACGAUGUCGGACGAGCAUCAAAUCACACACUUUUCUUGUUUACUCAGGUCGUGUAGCUGCGUCUCAUUAUACACACAAGGGAGGAGGAUCCAACUACUUGUGCUUGCCUGAAAACCCAUUUUACAGCAACAUGGGGAACAUCAGUGAAGACAAAAGUGCGCACCUUUAUCCCGUCAAAUACGGUGAUAUUAUGGACAUAUUUAACAAAGCUCCGCCCAAGGUAUUAAAAUCGCAUGCUCCAGAGAUUCAAAAGAAAAUGACCGCUUCAUUUCACUUUAUGGACGUUCCGUGCGCCGUAUGUGGAGUAGACGGUGCGACCACGGUACUGAUGAUACCCGCUCGUAAUGUCUGUCCAUUUAGAUGGGAGCGACAGUACCAUGGUUAUUUGAUGUCCCAGAAACACGAUUACGGGAAGUCUGAAUUUAUAUGUGUUGAUGUUGAAGCCGAAGGAAUACCAAACACGCGCAACCCUAACGGAGAUGCUUUUCUACAUUUGACUGAAUUCAAGUGCGGUUCAUCGUCGUAUAGAGGUUACCAACAGCACAAGGCUCUAUCGUGUUCUGUCUGCACCACGUGAUCAGAGCUACUUUUAUUUCUGCGCAAACUGAAUUUCGCGCUGCCCUGGGCUCAGGUCAAACGUUGAACUUCCCAUGAGCCGAACUAAUUGGAACAAUGGAUAACAAGGCGGUCUUCUUUGAUGUCAUUAGGUUCAGCUCAUGUGAAGUUAGACGUUUGACAUGAGCCUUAUAUUCUAUUCUAAUAUAUCAUUCUAAUAUAUUAAUAUUAUUUUAUAUAAGAAUAUACAUUAAAGCGAAAUCAACAUAGUUUCUGAAAAUUCAUUUAAAUUUGUCCAUGUUUAGUUUGGAACACACACAAAAAAACUUCUACUUUCUAUCAUUGAUUGUAAAAACCUGCCUUAUCUAUAUUUCUCCAAGUAAAAUCUACCAGCAAAGCAUAACAAUGCCGUCCAUCGAGUCCUAAAAUUAAUGAAAUGAACGAAAAAAACGUUUUGCGCGAUAUUUUCGAGAAUAAUGAAGAGCAAAGAGUUUAAAAUAAAGAACCCCAUCCCUAGGAACAAUUU